Molecule: messenger RNA, 2144 nt
Organism: Lingula anatina
Lineage: Eukaryota; Metazoa; Brachiopoda; Lingulata; Lingulida; Lingulidae
Source: RefSeq, a predicted model, not a curated record
GAACUGAAUAUUUUUGAAAUUUUGAAAGUUCCAGAGAGCAAGUGGUAAAAAUACUGGAGUUGAAAGUCCAAGCUUACAAAGAAGUGGUUCAGCUAGCAGUGUUUCAACCAUAGGAGAAGGUCCAGCAUUCAAUUUGGUUACCCUAGAUGACAUUGUAGGAGAUAUGGAAGCAACACCAACGGCUCCUUUAACCAAGUCAAAGAAGAAUGAAGAGAAAGAUAUUCAAACCAAAAGUAAUGAUCAAGCUAAAGACAAAAGACCUGUGCCAAAACCCAGAAAAUCAAAACAGGACUCUGUUAGUGUUGAAUCUCCAGAGCCUGACCCAUUAAGCAGGAUGGGACUGCAGACUUUAGACGACGUACUUGAUAUUGACAAUGAUCCAUCGGUUCCUGUUAUCCAGAGUUAUCUGACAAAAGAGACAAAAGAUGAGAGCUCAUCAAGCAGCUCUGAAGAAAUCAUACUCGAUAUGUCCCAACAAAGUGAUAUUGUUUAUGAAAAUGACUUUAAUAAGGAUAGGAAAUCUAGACCAAUAACUCCUAGAUCUGAGGCAGUUACCCCUAAAUCAGAAAUUGUUAGUGAAAUAAAGUCAGAAAUUCAAUACCAGAGUGACUUUGAAAGAUCUCAGUCCAGAAUUAGCCCAACACCAACUCCAAGAUCACAAAGCAAUAGAUAUUCAGAUGAUUUUGAACACAGUUAUCAGGAUAAGUCAGAUAUAGGUAGGUCUAGGUCAGCUAGUCCUAAGAGGUCAAGGUCAAACUCUCGAUCAAGUGAGCAGAGGUCAAGAUCAAGAUCAAGAACUGACAGAAGCAGUAGUGGAACCACAUCUCUGAGGUCUAGCUUUUCACAGUCUGUGUCAAGUUCAUCAAAAACUGAAACCUCGUCCAGAUCACGAAAAAAACACAAAGGUUCAUCUCGGUCACCUACAAGCAGGAAAGCAUCCUAUUCACCUAGAGGAAAACAUGAUAGAUCGAAGCAUAAAGAUUCAUACUCUAGUAGCAGAUCUGGAACUAGUAAGGAUGAUGAUUAUUCCAGAGAUAGCAACACUGAGAGUUACAGGUCCAGUAGAUCUCGGAGAGGUCACAGAAAAAGCCGCACGAAGACAGUUAGAGUCCAGACUGACCACGACACCUCUGCGCUGCAGUACCAAUGGAACCCCUACACAGUGGGGACAGCCGUGGAGGGUGCUGCCCUUGGGAUGCAAGUUGUGGACCCCACUCCUGUUGCCACCCAUGCUGUUAGUGCAGAGGCACUGGAAGCAAUGACGGGCUAUAGCCCUAGUGUCCUUGUGCUCAAUGAUAUGUUAAGACAGCAGUUACAGCUGACUAAGUCCUUCCUAGGGGUCCAACAGAGAAUAUAUCAUUCACUUAUGGGAACAAUUAAUAAUCAGUACCAAUACACAACAUUGGAAGAUACCAAAAAGUAUAUUCGAAAACAUCGGAAACCAAAGUUAACUUUUGAUCAAGCAUUGAAACUAGUGAGAGCAGAAAUGGGGGAAGAUGUCAGGUAGAGUUGGAUUGCAUGGGAAGACUUUCAUGGAUUAUUUAAGAACGAAGACAUUUUACAUUGAAGAAUUGGUAGAUUUUGCCAGAAGAAAAUAAAGCCAAAGUGAUAGUCCAUCAGGUCUGGCUGAAAUUACAUCUAAAAUGAACAUGCUAGUCCAUUUUUGCCAGUGUAAAAUUGUGAGUGUUAUGAACUCCAGAUGCCACAAACAAUUACUUUUGGGUCUGUUAACUCCACAUUCCUCGCCAUUAUCCCUUGAUUUCAAGAAUUUAAACUGGAACUUUUUUAUCUGUCAGUGUGGUGAGUUGGUCAGCCAAUGACAGCUGUCAAAUUGAGGCCUACUCUCUUGUGACCUUGACUGUUACUAUCAUAGGAAAGCUGGGAGAGCAUGAGUACAACUCAAAAAUUAAGCCGGACCCAUCGAAAACCCCAAGGUCAAAUAAGCCUUAUUACUGACAAUAUAGGCCUUCCUAUUGGUUAGAAGGUGUAAAUUGUUCCGAAAAGACAAGUAGUUUUCCUAUUUAUUGAUGACUGACAAUAAUUUGGCACAUUUAGUGUUGUAAUCAACCUUUAAUAUGUCUUAAUUUAUCAUUAUCAAAAUCUAUAAACAGAAAUUACACUCGAAAAAUGGAAAUGGUUUGAAA